AUGCUGCCCGUGAGUUACCAGGAACUGGAACCUCAAUACAUGAAAACUGGCAGCUUUCCAUCCCAAGGCGGCAUGGCGGCAUGUCUCCACGUGCUUGCCACAAGAGGAGUGAAUUUUGGGGACAUCGAUUUUCUGAUAGGCGGUAGCGUCCUAGCUUUUUUGUGCGGGCAGGGGAAGAAAGGUGCCAAGUACCUGGCGCAGAUGUGCCCGAGCACGAAAAUGGUCAUCGUGAGCAAACACAAAACCUACACACAGAACUUUGGCCAGAGGGGUUUUCAAUUUGAACGGCUCGUGACUGGUCAAGACAUGUAUGGCUUGCAUGAUUUGACAGCACAUGAACACCUACAACUUCUCCGCAUCGGCAAGUUCCGUGUUCUCGCCACGGCGGAAGUGGACGCUGUCGAUGAUCAGGGAAGGCCUGUGGAAUUGAAAAGUAGCAACCCGCGUUUUUUUGGCAUCGACACUUUGCUCCAGAUGGUCUCGAGUGGAUCGCAACUUUUGCUCCAUCCUCACACAACGGGACUGACAGUCGAGAAAAUUCAUUGCAUACCCAUGGAACAAUUAGCAUCUAAGGUAGCUGAAGACGUGAAGGAGACAGAUCGUCAAAUUGUGGCAGCAUUUGAGCGAUUGGAUGCAUCCAAGGAGUCGAUGACCAAUGAACGCUAUUCAGUCCUACCUGAUGGUCGUUUGAGGACGGCAGAGGGGGAGGCAUUGCUCCCCCAACAACAAGUAAUCGAGGACCUCCUCAAGGAUUAA
Molecule: messenger RNA, 756 nt
Organism: Symbiodinium pilosum
Lineage: Eukaryota; Dinophyceae; Suessiales; Symbiodiniaceae
Source: the annotation of a GenBank genome assembly